This is a messenger RNA of Phlebotomus argentipes, 3690 nucleotides long. Its product is annotated as echinoderm microtubule-associated protein-like 2. Gene Ontology annotation, biological process: microtubule cytoskeleton organization. Gene Ontology annotation, cellular component: mitotic spindle. The record is from RefSeq and is a predicted model, not a curated record. Gene Ontology annotation, molecular function: microtubule binding. The transcript has 10 exons. NCBI's taxonomy places the organism in Eukaryota, Metazoa, Arthropoda, Insecta, Diptera, Psychodidae. Bases 398 to 3067 code for a protein of 889 amino acids.
CGCUCGGCCGUCGUCGCGAGUGGUUGUGCCUUCGUUUGAGUGUUCUCUGUCUGUGCUCCGCCCUCCGCCUGUCAACGGUGCAUCCCCCAGCACCCCCGCGAGUGAGAGUCUGCGUGCAUUUGAGGGGAUUCGCAAUGGAAUGUUGUCUCACGCCGUGUAACGGUGUUUCGGGAUAAGAAUAACUGGUUUCACUGACGGAUUUUUAGCCUCUUUGCCAACACUUUUCACACCUUUUCCACACACAAGGAUAAACACACGGAUAAACGAAGGGACGCGAAGACACCGGAAGGACUCGGAAACACUGUGGAAGAAGAUGACAACUUUGAUGAAUUUCUUGUAGAAGGAAGACAAGAAGUGUUUUGGUAAAAAGGGCUAAAGUGAAGUUGAAGGAUUAACGAUGAUGAAUGGAUUUCGAUUGAGUGAAAAUGACGGUGAUGCAAAGGCACAGAAUUCACUUAAGCCACCACUCGCACUCAGGAUAAAUGGGAGUGAAAAAUCUACGGAAAUACGAGAGAAUUUUGCUGAUGAGAUGCUGGAGUCGGAGAAGAGCAGCCUCGUGGGUCGAGUGCACGAUCUGGAGAAGCGUGUCCUCACGCAACAGGAUGAGAUUGUGUGUCUGCGCUCCACGCUGGCGGACGUCCUGCGACGUGUGAAUCAGCUCGAGGGACAGCUGGAGCGCAGUCCGUCCACCGUGAGUGGCCGCAGUGCGCCCAGCACGCCGGCCAGGAAUGGUGGCGGCACGUUCUCAGCUCGCGCCAGCCCCACGCCGUACAGCCAGCCGCCGGCGACGGCGGACUGGAAGCUGCGAAAGCCACUGCCGCGCUCCGGAAGCACCGCAGAGGCGCGUCGCAGCGCCACGCUGCAUCACACGCGCACCAAAUCCAGCCACCAGUCGAACGGAUCGUUGCACUCGGACGGAACGCCAAGCAGCACGUCCGUGUCGCCGGCGCCGUCGCCGUCGCCCCGGCCGAACACGGCGCAGGGACUCCUGCAGUCGCACACGGGACUGGGCAAGCGAUGGAACUCCACCGGAGACUUCAACACACAGUCGCCGCUGCAGGCCAGAUUGGCGACCAAGUCGCUUCUCAAUUUGGCCUCGAAAUCUCCAGUCGGGCAUGUUUUCAAGCAUGGCACACACACGACAAGCUACAACGAGGAGGAUGGAACUGUCAAGCUCUUCCUUCGCGGCAGGCCUGUCAUUUUCCAUGCACCAACCGAAGUGCGUGAUUCUUACGAUAUCUCGAAGGUCAAUCCGGCGCCGUCUCGGAAGCUGCGCCUCGAUUGGGUGUACGGAUACCGCGGGCGUGACUGUCGUGCCAAUCUGCACCAAAUGCCCACUGGCGAGAUGGCGUACUUCGUGGCGGCCGCUGUUGUUCUGUACAAUGUAGACGAACAGACGCAGAGGCACUACUUGGGUCACACGGACGACGUGCGCAGUCUCACGGUGCAUCCGAACAAGCUCCUGGUGGCCACUGGCCAGUGCGCCGGCCACGAGCGCCGCGACGGAAUGCCGCACAUUCGCGUGUGGAACUCCGUGUCGCUGGCAACGGUGGCCGUGAUUGGUGUCGGUGAGUUCGCGGGCUCCGUGAAUUGUCUGUCGUUCUCCCGGGCGGACGCCGGGGCAUUUCUGGUGGCGGUGGACGACGCGCCGGAUCGCACGAUCAGCGUGUGGGAGUGGCAGCGCGGGGAGCGAGGACACCGCGUGACGGAGACCAAGUGCUCAGUGGACACGAUUGUGGGGGCGGAAUUCCAUCCGCUGGAUCGCAAUCAGAUCGUAACCAUUGGGAAGAAUCACAUCUGCUUCUGGACACUGGAUCAGGGUGGGGCGCUGUACAAGCGAAUGGGUGUGUUUGAGGGGCGCGACAAGCCCAAGUAUGUCACGUGCAUGGCCUUCACGACCAACGGCGACACCGUCACGGGUGACUCCAAUGGGAAUGUGAUUGUCUGGGGCCGCGGGACCAACACUAUUGCCAAAUUUAUCAGACGCGUUCACGAUGGUUCGGUGUUUUCGCUGUGCGCCCUGAAAGACGGCGGCAUCAUCUCUGGCGGUGGCAAGGAUGGACGUCUGAUGCUCUUUGAUCCCGAUGUGAAUCCUCUGGGUGCCCAGGCGGCCAUUGAGGCGCACUUUGGCGGCGUGCGCGUGGUGUCUGAGGGCAGAGGGACGCAGCUGCUGGUCGGAACGACGAGGAAUUGCAUCCUGACGGGAUCACUGGAGUUGGGCUUCUCGCCCGUUGUCAUGGGACACACGGAUGAAUUGUGGGGCUUGGCCACGCAUCCUUCCCUGCCACACUUUGUCACUGGUGGACGCGAUCGUUUGCUGCAAAUGUGGGACUCACUGUCGCAUUCUGUGGUCUGGAGCAAGGACAUUGGCGAGCAGGUGCAAUCGUGCUGCUUCAGUCCGUCAGGAGACACAAUUUGCGUCGGUGGCGUGUCCGGGAGGUGGUUGACAUUCGAUGCCACGACGAGAGAGCAACUGGAUGAGCAUGUGGAUGGACAGGAGGCCAUCCAAACUGUGCGAUUCUCGCCGGACGGCGCAUUCCUGGCGCUUGGCUCCAGAGAUAAUGGAAUCUACGUGUAUCAAGUGAAUGGAAAUGGUCGUCGAUAUGCCAAAAUUGGGAAAUGUGUGGGUCACUCGAGCUUCGUGACGCAUCUGGAUUGGUCAGAGGAUAGCAAGAUCAUGAGAACCAACUCGGGAGACUAUGAAGUUCUCUUCUGGAAUCCAACAACUUGUCGACAAAUCACAAAUCCAUCCAGUCUUCGUGACGUCGCGUGGGCAACGCAUUCGUGCACACUCUCUUUCCAGACGGUGGGAAUCUGGCCGGAGAAUGCUGAUGGAACAGAUGUGAACACGACAGCUCGUAGUCAUGAUGCCAAACUCGUCGCCACUGGCGAUGAUUGGGGCAAAGUGAAGCUCUACAGCUUUCCAGCAUGUCAGCCAAAGUCACUGGCGCACGUUGGAUGCGGCCACAGCAGUCACGUGACGGCGGUGGAGUUCCUGCAAGAGGAUGCGCGGCUGAUUUCGACCGGCGGACACGACACGAGCGUCAUGCAGUGGACAAUUGGGUGAGGAAGUCGAGGGCUUCGCUCCAAGCGGCGAAGCAGUCACAGUCGAUAUCGCAAAAUCGCUUUGAUCAAUCAGUCCAGCUCAAAUUUCAAACAAAUCAGCAAUUGAAUUGAGGAACCACAAGUGUUAAAAAAAAAGUGUAUCAGGAAUGUUUCUUUGAGACUUUGUGUGCAUGAACAGUGAAAAGAUUAUAUGGACAUUUUUGUAUGAAAAAAAAAUUGAGAAAAAGGUUUAGCAAUAAGUUAAAUAUGAGACGACUUUUCUACACGAAGAGUGGAAAGAUUGUAAACUCUUCAUUUAACGUGCAUGAUUUAUUUAACAGCAUAGAACUUAAGUACCUCUAAAUAUACACAAAAACACACAAUUAUUCCAAUUUAAGUCCAAUUGCAUUUGCGUGCAGAAUCGCUGACGAAGACACUCUCAUUUGUUGCUACUUUAGAUGUGCCUUAAUUUUUCUUCCUGAAGAUGGCAAGGCGAGAGUGAAGGCGCGAUGCAGGAAUUUUUGAGAUGACACAAAUUCUCCUCAUCAGAAAGAGUAGGAUUUUUAGGAUGUAAUAAGUUAAGGAUGAACAACACUUUCUACUGUGGAACAAUUCAAUUAAAUAUGCUCUAUGAAUCCUUAAAAA